Molecule: messenger RNA, 1566 nt
Organism: Closterium sp. Yama58-4
Lineage: Eukaryota; Viridiplantae; Streptophyta; Zygnematophyceae; Desmidiales; Closteriaceae
Source: the annotation of a GenBank genome assembly
AUGUCGUCGUCGUCACGCCAUGCUCUCCACGCAGCUUCACGAUUCCACCACCACCUUUACCUCGCAGCCGCUCCAGCAACGGCCCUCCUCCAGCACUCCCUGGCCGCUCUUUCCAGGCUCGCUCCAGCCCCGACUUCUGUUCCCUCCGCCUCUGCACCGCCCUUGGGAACGCCUCCUGCUCAUGGAACCGCUACAGUCGCUACAUCUGCCACAGCCGAAGGUCCAACGAGCAGUUCUCCUAUCCCCUUCAGCUCGCCCUCAGGCGCCAGGCGCUUUCUAUCAUACCCGGCCUCCUCCUUUCACUCUCACCUCUCCCCUCUCGGCCGACCCGCGGGCUCGUUCCCCUCGCCAGCCGUCCUCUCCCGCCACUCUCUCCGCUCGCCUCCACGUCAUCUGUCCCCCUCAUUCGCUGCGAGCGCCGCAAAUCCAGUCCUCGACCAGCUCCUCUCCGCGCGUCCCUUCUCCUCCUCUCGCGGUAGCAGCGGCGGCGGUGCGGAGAAGGUUGACGUGGCGUCGUCCACGCUGGCAGAUGCCGCGCGAAAGGCGGCGGGAGGAUCGGCGGGAGGAUCGGCGGGAGACGCGGCGGCCGCGGCGGAGUCGCUCAAUGUGGAGAACGUGCAGAAGCUGUUUCAACAGCUGUCCACGUCAGAGGUGGCAAACGCGAUCCUGAACCUCGAAAUGGCGGCGCGGGAGAUGGUGGUGGACGCCAGCUCAGCGCUGCUGACGUCACCUGUGAUGCGGAUUCCGCUGGUGGCGGCGCCGGUGCUGUGGGGGGUGCGGAAGACGGCGCAUAAGCACUUCUGCGCGGGGGAGACGCUCGAGGAGGCGGUUGCGACGCUCGACCGCAUGCAGCAACUCGGGCUCAAAGGCAUUCUGGACUUCAGUGUGGAGGACGCGUUAGACGAUGCGACAUGCGACCGCAAUAUGGAAGGGUUUCUGCGCACCAUCAGAAUGGCGUCACAACUUUCACCACCCAUGGUGAGCUUCGCCUGUGUGAAGAUCACGGCCCUCUGCCCACUCCCAGUGCUCGAACGAGUCAGCGAGCUCCUGCGCUGGGACCACAAACUCUCCUUUUCCUCCACCUCCUCCUCAUCUGCCUCUGUCCCCAUGCCGUGGCACCGCCCCUCCCUCCCGAUUCUCGCUCCCGAGUCCCCCACCUACUUUACCCCCACCUCCGCACCCUCCCCUCUCACACCCAGCGAGGAAGCCGCCAUCACGUCGGCUCAUGAUAGACUAAGGAAAAUCUGUGAUGCCUGCGCUGAGGGCGGCUUGCCACUCUUGAUAGACGCGGAGUAUCAGUCCGUGGAACCCGCUAUUGAUUACUUAGCGUAUGCGCUAAUGAUGGAGUAUAACAAGACGGGUGUGACUGUAACAGGAGGUGGGAAGGAGGGGAGCAAGACCGAAGCAGAGUUGCCGUUGGUGUAUUCGACAGUGCAGUGUUACCUGCGGGAUGCCAAGCCGAGGCUGGCUGCUAGCUUCGACGCAGCGCAGGAGGAUUUGCUGGCUUCAAUGCGUCCAAGUACCUUCCAUAUGGUCCUGUGCGGGAUGUCAUGCCGUACCUGCUGA